AUGUCUCAGAUACUCUCAUAUUAUAUAACCUUUGGAAGAAAACCAAACCCUCGAGAGCCGGGGUGGGGGGGGCGGGGGCGAGGUCAGGACCGGGGUCAGAGCGAGCGCCGGGGGCAGAGGGGAGGAGGGAGGAGGGAGCCGGCGCGGGGUGGGGGGGCCCGCGAGCUCUGCUCUCCAGUUGCACGGGCCCUCAUCGCUGACUUCCUGUCGGGGCCGGUGCAUUGUGGGGCCGAUACCUGGGGCUCCCUGGAGCUGCGGGUGAUGGGAAAGGCUUUCAUCCGGCCCUUCCGGGAGCAUCACGUUGACCCCACCGCCAUCACCCGGCACGACUUUGUUGAGACCAAUGGGGACAACUGCCCAGUGACGCUGCUGCCUCUGGUGAACGUGGCCUGCAAGUUCAGCGCCCUAAGCCCGGAUGAACUUUAUCAGCUCUCUCCCUGCAAGUGUUUUGUCUUCUGCCCCGUCAUCUUUGGGACCCUCACCAACCAAAUUCACAAAAGAUCUCAAGCCUAUGUUGGGCUUCCCCGAUGGGUCACUUUCUUCCAAGACUGGCACAUCAUCUUACCCAGAGAGCACCACCGAAUCCACCAUGUGUCCGCCCAUGAGACCUACUUCUGUAUCACCACAGGCUGGCUCAAUUACCCAUUGGAGAUGAUUGGAUUCUGGAGACGGUUAGAGGAUAUUGUCCAAGGACUAACUGGAGAAGAGCCCAGGGCAGAUGAUAUGAAAUGGGCCCAAAAGAUAAAGUAG
Molecule: messenger RNA, 750 nt
Organism: Vombatus ursinus (common wombat)
Lineage: Eukaryota; Metazoa; Chordata; Mammalia; Diprotodontia; Vombatidae
Product: transmembrane protein 189-like
Exons: 2
Coding region: 1-750 (249 amino acids)
Biological process (GO): ether lipid biosynthetic process
Cellular component (GO): endoplasmic reticulum membrane
Molecular function (GO): plasmanylethanolamine desaturase activity
Source: RefSeq, a predicted model, not a curated record